AGCCAUUUGGGCUCGAGCGUUCUGCUGGGGCCUUUCCCCGCCUAACCCACCAGCGCAACAUGUGCGCAGCCGCAGACGCCGCAGCCAAUGCGCGAGGCCAGGGCGGCGUUGUGGCCGCGGGCCAGCACGCGACAGUGGAGGCGAUCUCGGGCGAGGCCGGUCCAGAGGUGCGUAUCACGAUGAGUGUGCCCUUCGAGUUGAGGUCGAUGGCCGAAGCCGAGUUGGAUAUCAACGAAGCGUUGGUGGUGCUGAGGGGCCCGAAGGCGGAAGAGGUGUUGGCACCGCUGCCCGACGGGUUCCGUCUCGAUCCCGAGCGGGCAGCCGCGAAGUACUCUCGCAAGACGCGGCAGCUCGUCGUCUCCGCGCCCAGCGCGUGGAGCAGCCCGGGAGACCAGGCGCUGCCCCUGGACCAGCAGGCCACGGCCUCUGCGCACGCGGAGGAGCCGUUGCCUGCUCGGGAGCCGCAGCUUGCGCAGCUGGCGCCAGAGCCGCCGCCGGCUCCAGAGCCGCCCGCGGCGCCCCAGGGCAGUCCGGAGGCCGUGGAGGAAGAGGACGAGGACGACGACCUGCCGCCGCCCCUCGAGGUGGCGCGGAGUGCCGCGGCGAGAGGGGCUGCUUCCUCCGCCAGCGCUGCGACGGGGCCUGCACAGACAGGGCCUGGUGGAGGGGCGGCCGAAGGGAACGAGGCCGCGGAUGCGCUCAUGCAGAAGGCCCUGGCGGCCCGAGAGCAGAAGCGCCUCGAGGGCGAGGCUGCCCGGCGAGGCGCGGACCUGAGCUCCAGCGGCGGCCUGAAGAAGGGCUUCCUCUCGGGCGGCAAGUCUUCGAAGCGCCGCGAGCCCCCCGCCGCGGCCAGCGCUGAAGAUGGCGCCCCCCUUGGCAAUGCCUGGAUCACCUAUGUCGCGGGCAGCGGGGACGCUGAGUCGGCGCGGCGCGAGAGCCUCAAGCUCCCUGAGGUGCAGGCUGCGCUGAGGGAUGGCGCCAACAAGCUGCGGGAGGACAAGAGCUGGGUCACGCCAGAGCUCCUCAACGCAAUGCAGUCGCGGCCAGACCUGCUCAAGGGGCUCUCGGACCCCAAGAUGCAGCAGGCGAUGCAGCUGAUGCAGAGCGACCCCGAGGAGGCGAAGAGGAGGUUCGGCAACGACCCGGGGGUCACGAGCUUCCUGAAGGAGUUCAGCUCGCUCAUGGGGACCCACUUUGACAUCCUCAGCAAGAGCAAAGAGCCAGGCGGAGCCUCAGCCUCACCACCGAAGGCGGAGGCUGCCAAGAGCAGCGCCGCGCCUGCACUGCCGGCCCCUCCGCAGGCCCCCGGCGGCGGGGAGGCGCCGCUGCUGCUGGAGCCGGAGGUCGAGAGGGCCUUCCGCGAUCCCGAGGUGCAGGCCCUUCUGGCCGAGCUUCGGGCGGGCCGGCCGCUGGAGCUGCACGAGCUGCGGUGUGCAAACCCGCGGCUCUUCAUGAAGAUGAAGGUGCUGCUUGACGCCGGCCUCUUGGGGCUGCAGCGCUGAGUGCCGAACCGUCUAUUCGGCGUCGGCCGGCGAGGUACUGGGGAGAGCUCCUCAUCGUGAGGUGGAGAGAAGGUUCCUCCUCGCCGUGCCAUCGAGGAACAAAAGAUGGCAUCAGCACAAAUUUUCAGAGGUCAGCCGCCGAUCCAGAAAAUCAACGCGGACCUCCGAAAGUUUGUGUUUUUUCAUUUGUUGCUCCUCGAUCCCACCCCGCUGCCCCCGCCCUCCACUCCCCG
This is a messenger RNA of Prorocentrum cordatum, 1735 nucleotides long. Lineage: Eukaryota; Dinophyceae; Prorocentrales; Prorocentraceae. The record is from the annotation of a GenBank genome assembly.